AUGCAAUGGGUGUUAGCAUACUGCCUGUGGUUCGCUGACAAGGCUCGACAACGCACGGUUGUGAGUGGACCAAUCACUUGGCAAGAGUACGAGAGAGUAUUGAUGAAGGUAACAAUGUAUACACAAAGGUUAUAUUAUUCAGAUUUGUACCACCAACUAGUAACGUCAAAUUCUAUCGUCACCCAGAGUUCCAUCGCUCAGCUUGCACCCUUCGUCGACGCUCAUGGUAUCAUUAGAGUAGGCGGUCGUUUGCAGCAUUCUGACUUGAGCACCGACGCCAAACACCCUAUUUUGUUGUCGAAAUCGUCUCACCUUGCUCAGCUUAUUGUCCAUCAUUACCAUCAUAAUACUUUACAUGGUGGAACGCGCUUAAUAGCUUCGUUAAUUCAACGCCGUUUCUGGAUCGUCUCGAUUCGCGCUGCCAUUCGUCAAAUAAUAUUCAAGUGUACAGUGUGUAUUAGAUACAAGGCCGCAGCACCCCAACUAUUUAUCGUGGAUUUACCAUCAACAAGGGUCCAACAAUGCCGACCAUUUGCCAACGUGGGAAUGGAUUACGGAGGUACGUUCACCAUUAAGGAGAGUCAACGCCGUAACUCAAAGACGCACAAGGCAUAUCUUGGGUUAUUCGUAUGCCUAUCUACCAAGGCUGUGCACCUGAAGGUUGUCACAGAUUUGACGACAGAGGCAUUCCUAGCGUCUUUCGAUCGAUUUGUAGCUCGACGAGGGAUUCCGGUGCAGAUUUAUUCCGACUGUGGAACUAAUUACGUUGGCGCAGCGAAACAACUCAAGACAUUAUUCCACGAUGCAGCAACGAAGGAAGCACUUCAUGCCUGA
Diuraphis noxia (Russian wheat aphid) is the source of this 834-nucleotide messenger RNA. RefSeq lists its product as uncharacterized. Lineage: Eukaryota; Metazoa; Arthropoda; Insecta; Hemiptera; Aphididae. The record is from RefSeq and is a predicted model, not a curated record. Gene Ontology annotation, molecular function: nucleic acid binding.